AUGUCUAUAACGAGCGCGGUUGCCAACGCUGCCGCUCUUGCCGCGGCCGGCGCAGGCAAGAAAGCCGCUCAGGUGCAGUUGCAGGCAGAGAUCAACACGGAUGACGAGUGGGCCAAGUUCCUUAAUAGAGCUGGACUCCUCGUAAUCGAUGUGUAUACAGAAUGGUGCGGCCCUUGCAUAGGAAUGGUUGGAAAUUUGAAGAAAAUUAAAGUGGAAAUCGGUGGAGACAACUUGCAUCUCGCCAUCGCAAAAGCGGACACGAUAAGCGAUCUUAAGCGAUUUAGAAAUCGCAGCGAACCCACAUGGAUGCUUCUUUCGAAUAAGCAGCUUCUGAACGUAGUUUUUGGCGCGGACGCCCCUCGUCUAACGCGUACUAUUGAACAGGAAUUGAAAAAUGAAGAAUUGGUGCGGAAAGGAGAAUUAGAGAGACCCCAACGGGCACCAUUUGAGCUGACUCCACAAGAACAGGAAGUGGCAAUAGCCCAAGAAAAACUACUUCAAGCUAGAAGAGCUAAAGAAGCUGCAGCGGCUGAAAACUCCAGGAUAGCUCGACGUGAAUCACGCGCGAAGCGACUCGAAGCCCAUUUUAACGAAAUCUGCCCGGCAAUGCUCACUCCACAUGCGCAGAAACAUCUCAGAAAAGUCGCCGAUGCACUUGAACCGUUUGGUGUCAUUGUGGCAGAUAAAUGCCCGUUAGUUCUAAACAAGGACGGUCUUAAAGUACUCGCUAUAGAAGAUGAACACUUGGCAACAGAGGCGGCGGCUGCAGCACUGAUCGACAGGCCUUCACUAACUUUGCUACUGAAGAAGCUACCAGACAAAGAGGGGAAUGUUAUAGAAUUAUGUCGAUCGGCCCUUUUCGGAGAUGGUUUAUCAGAGGAAAACGAACCGAAGAAGUUCUUGGCAGAUGAGCUGCAGCUUAAUUCUGUGCCAGGCUUGUUUGUGCCGGCUGACCGACAUCAACGAGCCGCUGCAAUGGAUUUACUCUUUCCAAAGAUGGUGGGUUCCCUAGUUGAGCCUCCGACGCCAGCAGAGCCUCCACAUUUACUCAUGCUCUUUGGGGCGUGGCAGCGUCGAGCAAUUUUAUCCGUCACCGUUGCUCCAAAGCUUUCCAACCAAAUCCUUAGAUACGGAUUUUUUGCUGAUGCCAACAUUGACGAACCUAAAUUGCUGGCAAAAAAUUUAGACAAGUACGAGGAGAGACCAGAAAAAGACUAUUCAGAAACCAUAGCAUUAAUGGUGAGCGUUGGAGUAGAAGAACCAGCUUUAAUGGAUCCCAGCGAAAUACAAAACGAGCCACCAGACGCCCUGCUGACAUUAGGGCCACUCCAUGUUAGCGAGGACACAGUGGUAGGAGAAGAAGAAUGCAGGAGAUUCUUUCCACCAGGAUAUAGUGAACCCGAACACAAACCUAAACCUAAGUCUAAAAAGAAGAAAAAGAAGCGUCAUGAGACCAGAGAUGAAGGAGACGAGAUGGUCGAAGUAUCUACCGAAGUACCCGAGGAUGACAUCAUAGAUGGCUCUGCUGAGGACGGUGAAUUAGAGGAUGAAGGAGAGGAAAAGGAAGAAGAUAUUGGCCGCGGGGAGAAGGAAGAUGACAGUCACCUCGAUAAGGCGACCUCCCCACCACCCACUACUCAAUAG
This is a messenger RNA of Pieris macdunnoughi, 1644 nucleotides long. Lineage: Eukaryota; Metazoa; Arthropoda; Insecta; Lepidoptera; Pieridae. The record is from the annotation of a GenBank genome assembly.